GACAUAGAUAUCGGAGAGCAGUAUACGUGAAAGUCGCAGGUCGCAGUCGAUGGAAGCCUACAUCGCUGUUAUCAGACAAACGUCUGUUAAAUCCGUUUGAAAGUCGGUGCGACACGGUGAAUCCUUGAAACUGAGUUAAGUUGAUAGAGGACUUUCAUCGCCGGGAGGGAGAAAUAUUUAGAGAUUACCGCAAUGAGUCAACCAUGGAAGGUUUUGGUGGACCACAAGGAGGUGCCCAAGCCCGGCAUCGACUUGCUUAAGGCUCACAACUGCGAAGUCACUAUUCUAGAGAAUUAUAAUGCAGAUGUAUUUCGACCAAAAAUAUUGGAAGCUCUUAAGCAGGGCUUCGAUGCUGUAUUCCUCGCUAGCAAAGUUAAAGUUGACAAGGAGUUUCUCGAUACCGCCGGGAAAAAAUUAAAGGUCGUAUCGACAAUGUCGUCCGGAUAUGAUCACAUAGAUACUACAUUAAUUAAAGAAAGAGGAAUUAAAGCCGGGCACACACCGGAGGUGCUGUCCGCUGCAGUCGCGGAAAUGGCAGUGCUCUUGUUGUUAUCCGCGGCGAGGCGCGCCCAUGAGGGUCGCCAGAAGAUGGAAGCGUGUGAGAGAAGUACGGGACCACAGUGGCUGCUGGGACGAGAUAUACGAGGUUCUACGGUCGGCAUCUUUGGCCUAGGAAAUAUCGGCCAAGAAAUAGUUAAACGAUUGAAGGCAUUCGAAGUAGGGAAAUUUAUCCAUACCGGACCGCGUAAGAAGGAUAAAGUAGAAAAGGAACUUGGAGUGGACUAUGUAACUUGGGAUAAGUUUCUGGCCGAGAGCGAUUUUCUCGUGAUUUCGGCACCUCUGAAUGAUGGAACCCGAAAACGUUUCAACAACAACGCUUUUGACAAAAUGAAGAAGCAACCCGUCUUCGUGAACGUGGCUCGCGGUGAGAUCGUCGAUACCGCUGCACUUGAGAGAGCUCUUUGUACGAUGAAGAUAUUCGCUGCCGGACUAGACGUCACCGAUCCGGAACCGCUACCACCUAAACACAAACUUCUAACACUACGUAAUGUUGAAAUUGUGCCACACUUAGGCAGCGCGACGACCAGAACCCGUAAUGACAUGGCCAAAGUCGCAGCGCAAAAUAUUAUCAAUGGUCUUAACAACGAAGACUUGGUAUACGCUAUACCCUAAAUCCAUCUUCGUUGUGCAUUAUAUUUGUCAUUUUAUUUAUUCAAAAAUGUUAUUAGAAACAAUGGUUUUUUUAACCAUACGAUUUAAUAAGAUUCUCUUUGAUUCUUCUUCAAAUUGCACAAAUAUAAUCACUUGACUAAUCCCAAUUUGAUCUCAUAAUCAUUAAUUAAUUAUAUCCGUCAGGCGAUCAAGUAAAGGAGAUUAAACACGUUUGCAUUUGCGCUGUAAUAACGCGCCAGAAAUUUUCAUGUAAUUUGUAAUACCAUAUACAGAUAAUUAUGGUUGAA
Molecule: messenger RNA, 1460 nt
Organism: Temnothorax curvispinosus
Lineage: Eukaryota; Metazoa; Arthropoda; Insecta; Hymenoptera; Formicidae
Product: glyoxylate reductase/hydroxypyruvate reductase-like
Exons: 7
Coding region: 193-1173 (326 amino acids)
Cellular component (GO): cytosol
Molecular function (GO): hydroxypyruvate reductase (NADH) activity; NAD binding; glyoxylate reductase (NADPH) activity
Source: RefSeq, a predicted model, not a curated record